CAUCACCGUCUUGCGUCUCUUCACCGUCGGCAUGGCCUUCAGCAGAGCUCAGCACUUCUCCGGCAGGUCUCUCUCCACUAGCCGCUCAAUGGCUCCGGUUAGUUUCUCCAGCUACGGAAGUCAGUCGGCUGGGUUAGGGUUUGGAUCCGGCUCUGGGUCGGGCUUCGGGUCUGGUGCCGGUUCAGGGUUUGGGUCUGGUUUUGGGUCAGGAUUUGGGGCGGGUGGAGGUUCUUUCUCGGGGGGUUUGAGGAUGGUUGGAGGCUCUCUCUCGGCCGCAAGUGGAGGUCACGUUGGGGCCAGUUUCAGGGCCGCCUCGGGCUCUUUCUCAGAAGCCGUGUCCAACGUUGUCAAUGACAAACAGCAGCUCCAGAUUCUGAACGAUCGUCUCGCGACGUACCUGGAGAAGGUGAAGCGCCUGGAGACCACGAACCUGGAGCUCAACGAGAAGCUCCGCGCGUUCACCGUCAACCGAGUCCAGAGCAGCGUCAACCUGGAGCCCUACGAGAUCCAGAUCAAACCACUGCGGGAGAAGCUUCUGCUUCUCCUUCAGGAGCACACGCGCAUCGCUUUAGCCGUGGACAACGCCAAACUGGCCGCCGAUGAUUUCAGAAUGAAGUUCGAGACGGAGCUGUCCAUGCGUCAGUCUGUGGAGGGAGACAUCGCAGGUCUGAAGACCCUGAAGAAAGAGUACGACUCCACCAACAGUGUGUUGUUGCAGGAGCUCACGGGCCUGAGCAAGGAGUGCACCGCCCUCAAAACACUCCAGCACGAGGAGAUUGUGUCGCUGCGAGGUCAGAUGGUCGGCACGGUGACGGUGGAUGUGAAGCAGGUCGAGAGCACGGAUCUGUCCCGAGUGCUGGCCGAGAUCCGCUCAGAGUACGAGAUGCUCAUCGAGAAGAACCGCAGAGAGCUGGAGAGCUGGUACACCAGACAGGUGGAGAAGAAGCAGGAGGAGGCGACGCUGAUCACUGAGACAACCAUCAGCGGAAGCUCAGAGAUCACAGAAAACCGCAAACAAACCCUGAGCCUGCAGACACAGCUGGAGUCCUCACUGAUGGAGAAGGGCAGUGUGGAGCAGCGUCUGGUGGAGCUUCAGGCGCAGUAUCAGUCUCAGAUCUUCUCUCUGAGUCAGCUGGCCGGCGGCCUGGAGGGGGAGCUAUCCUCAGUGCGCGAGAGUGCAAUGCAACAGAGCCGCGACUAUCAGCUGCUGCUGAGCACCAAAGUGCAGCUGGAGCGCGAGAUCAGCACCUAUAAAGCCCUGCUAGAGGGCGCCGGAGAGUUCACCGGCCUCAGCUUAUCUGUCCCUGCGGUGAGGAAAGCAGCGCUGCUGAGCAGUGGAGCGGCGGCAUGUGCAG
Molecule: messenger RNA, 1355 nt
Organism: Rhinichthys klamathensis goyatoka
Lineage: Eukaryota; Metazoa; Chordata; Actinopteri; Cypriniformes; Leuciscidae
Product: keratin, type I cytoskeletal 47 kDa
Exons: 7
Molecular function (GO): structural molecule activity
Source: RefSeq, a predicted model, not a curated record